This is a messenger RNA of Ziziphus jujuba (common jujube), 447 nucleotides long. RefSeq names its product copper transporter 5.1. The coding region runs from base 1 to 447 and encodes 148 amino acids. The record is from RefSeq and is a predicted model, not a curated record. Gene Ontology annotation, biological process: copper ion transmembrane transport; intracellular copper ion homeostasis. Gene Ontology annotation, cellular component: plasma membrane. The transcript has a single exon. NCBI's taxonomy places the organism in Eukaryota, Viridiplantae, Streptophyta, Magnoliopsida, Rosales, Rhamnaceae. Gene Ontology annotation, molecular function: copper ion transmembrane transporter activity.
AUGACGUUUAACUGGGGAAAGAAGGUGAUCCUUUUGAUAUCCUCAUGGAAGACACAUUCCUGGACUGGUUAUCUUCUCACAUUGCUCGCCUGUUUUCUCUUCUCUGCCUUCUACCAAUACAUGGAAGAUCGACGCCUCCGAUUCAAAACCCUCUCCUCCUCCUCCUCCUCCUCCUCAUCCUCUGUCAAUUCCUCCUCUUUGUCCGUUGGUGCACCUCUCCUAUUCAAACUGAAUCGUGGACGACGAGGGCUGAGACACGCUCGAGUCGCCACCGCCGUGCUAUUUGGUGUGAACUCGGCCAUCGGCUACCUCCUGAUGCUGGCUAUCAUGUCCUUCAACGGCGGCGUUUUCAUUGCCAUUGUUUUGGGACUUUCCGUCGGCUAUUUCCUUUUUAGGACCCAGGAUGAGGAUGUCGUGGUUGUUGAUAAUCCAUGUGCUUGUGCCUGA